Molecule: messenger RNA, 1096 nt
Organism: Grus americana (Whooping crane)
Lineage: Eukaryota; Metazoa; Chordata; Aves; Gruiformes; Gruidae
Gene: DRAP1
Product: DR1 associated protein 1
Exons: 7
Coding region: 118-750 (210 amino acids)
Biological process (GO): negative regulation of transcription by RNA polymerase II; transcription by RNA polymerase II; positive regulation of transcription by RNA polymerase II
Cellular component (GO): nucleus; negative cofactor 2 complex
Molecular function (GO): RNA polymerase II general transcription initiation factor activity; transcription corepressor activity; transcription coactivator activity
Source: RefSeq, a predicted model, not a curated record
GACCGAAGCGGGACCGGGGAGGGCGCCGGGAGGCGGCGGCGGCGGCGGGGAGCGGCCCAGUGGGGCCAGGGCCGGGCCCGAGCGGGAUCCAGCGGGGCCGGGGCUGGGGCCGGGGCGAUGCCGAGCAAGAAGAAGAAAUACAACGCGCGGUUCCCGCCGGCGCGGAUCAAGAAGAUCAUGCAGACGGAUGAGGAGAUUGGGAAGGUGGCAGCUGCUGUCCCCGUCAUCAUCUCCCGGGCGUUGGAGCUUUUCCUGGAGUCGUUGCUGCGGAAGGCCUGUCACGUGACCCAGUCCCGUAACGCCAAGACUAUGACCACCUCCCAUCUGAAGCAAUGCAUUGAGCUGGAGCAGCAAUUCGAUUUCCUGAAGGAUUUGGUGGCGGCGGUGCCCGAUAUGCAGGGGGAGGGCGAGGAACCCCACGGCGAGGGCGAGCGGGGACCCCGAAGGGGUCGCCGCCCAGGUGCCGGUCGGAAGAACGGGGGUCCUGGGGCAAAGGGGAAGGACCCCAAACAGUCAGGAACGGACUCGGAACAGGAGGAGGACUCUGAGGACAGUGACAGUGACGGGGAGGAGGAGACGCUGCAGCCCCCACCCGCCAGACCCCCCCUCAACUUCACCAGCCCCCCAGGGCCCUUCGCACCACUGGGACCCCCCACACUCCCAGGGGGGCUCCCGGGGGGGCUCCCCCCAGCCCCCGGCCCCCCCCGUGCCCCCGAGGAGGAAGAAGAGGAUGAAGACUACGACUCCUAGCACCGCCCCCCCCCCGCCUCCUGGUUUUUGUUGGGGUUUUUUGGGGGGGGGAGGGGGUUGCCCAUUUUCCCAGGAUUUGAACCCAUUUCGGAACCAGGCACCACCUCCCAGUACAGUCUUACUGGAAAUGCUUCGGGGAGGGUGGGGAUGGUACUGGGAGCACUGGGAAACACCCCCCCCGUGUUCGGUUGAGGGCACUGGUGUAAUGAGUUGUGUCCGUUCUCAGGCGGGUGGGGGGGGUGCCUGGGUCCCCCUUUUUUUGGGGGGGGUGGAUGUUAGUUUUGGGGCCCUUUGGUGGCUUUUAACGAGUCGGGGAGUUUUGUAUCGGCUCAAUAAAGUUCCUGUU